Molecule: messenger RNA, 3943 nt
Organism: Stomoxys calcitrans (stable fly)
Lineage: Eukaryota; Metazoa; Arthropoda; Insecta; Diptera; Muscidae
Gene: goe
Product: protein gone early
Exons: 14
Coding region: 998-3568 (856 amino acids)
Biological process (GO): protein processing
Cellular component (GO): plasma membrane
Molecular function (GO): metalloendopeptidase activity
Source: RefSeq, a predicted model, not a curated record
UUUUUACAAAACAUUGUUCAAUGGUCGGUCAACCAAGUCGUGACGUGUUAACGGGAGAAAGGUAACGAACAAACGAAUGCGUGCGGCGACGGUAAGGCAAUAGAGAGUGACAGGCAAACCUCGGAAAGAAGACAAGUCACACGCCAACACGAAAAAAGUUUGAAAAUAGCCAUUAAAAAGUAACAACAAAGGUGAAUUAUUUAGGCGGCUUGAAGUUGUUGCUGUUGUAUACCUUGUGUGUGUGUGUGUGAGUGGCUUAGUGCUUGGUUUAGCGUAGUUUAGCAGCACGUUUGCCAACAAGUGUUAACAUUUUAAUGGGAAUUAAAAUGAUAAUAACACUAACAAUAACAAAUUAAUAAGAGGUAGAUGGUUAAUUAAUUUAACGUAGUGGAUUAUGCAAAAAAAUUGAAUUCGACUUGUAUGUGUGUGAACGAAUAGAAAGAGCACGGGAGAGUUUAAAUGAUUCAAAACAUGUGUUAAUUAAUGAGAUGUUAAAGUAAAAAAAUAAAGUGGAAAUUAAAUAAAUAAAGGAAAAUGAAAAUUAAAAUGAGACAAAACAAUAUUCUCUGUGUACCUAUGGCUAAAAUUAAAAUGUGAUUGCUGCAAAAAAGAAAUUAAAGUUAGAAAAAAUUGCAACAACAAAAUGAGUAAAUGAGUGAAUUAAAGUGCAUCGGUGCAAAAAAUUACAUCUGAAACAAGAGUAUUGUUGUUGCUCUGUAAGAAGUAUUGUUGUUCUUGUUCUCACUGGUAAAAGUGAAAUAGGAAUCGCGCGAUAUAUAAAACCAACCUAGAAUCAGUGAGAUACCUUCAUAAGUGAAUAGGCAGCUCCAAUUUACCUAUAUCUGGAAUAUCGAAUAAGAAACCCAAAUCAUUUGUGGGGCAGUAAACAGAUAAUAAAUCAUUGUUGCUUCACCAAAAAGAAGAAGAACAAAACGUUCAAAUAUUUUGUUUUUGCAUUGAAACAUCAACAAUAUCUCUCGAUUAAUGCAUAUUGAAAAUGUCAAUGAAUCAACAAAAAUUUCGACCCAGCAUAGCCUCGAUUGAUGAAGUCGAUGAUCGUAACCUCAAAAUGGAUGAUGCCAAACAACAGAUCGAGGGUAGUGAAACAGCGCCUUUAACCACCAAUCAAUUGAAGUUCAAUGUGGAUAAGACAGCGGCUGCCAAGGAUAUGGAGGCACAAAACGACAGGCAUGACAAUGAAUCCCAGGUGGAAACGCCUAUUUCAGGAGGGACAGGAUCGGUAAAUGGAAUUAGAGGUCGCCUCUCCAUUGAUGCUCUGAUGCGAUUAUCACGAAAGCGUCGAAUUUUAUACAUCACCACUGCCUGCCUGUGUGCCGUCUUACUGAUUAUCAUUAUAAUGAUGAUUGCUUUCUGGCCUGAAGUGCCAUUUUAUCUUAAGGCUGAAUUAUGUUUAGAAAAGGAAUGCGUUGAGGCCAGUCGACAGAUACUGCUGUGGUCCAAUACCACCAAAAGCCCCUGCCAUGAGACCUAUGAAUGGGCCUGUGGUAAUUUUGAUCGUGAAUAUGCUGAGAAUGAUUACUAUGUCAUCAAGAAAGGAGAAUGGAAUUAUAAGACUUUUAACGAAUAUCAAGAAUUGAAUGAAUUAAACCGUUUCAUUUCUAUGCUGCCAGCUUCAACGGUAUCUUAUUCGGUGGAGUCUAUGGUCUCCAGUUUGUAUAGAUCAUGCCGAGAAAUCGAUUCUUUGGAUAAGUCACAAUCCGAUUUAUUGCUUAAGAAGGCCAUACAAUCAGUAGAAGGCUGGCAAGCAUUAAGGGACUCUAAAAUUUUGCAAUUUUGGGAUUACAAAAAGGCUUUGAUUCACUUGCAAACUGCUUAUGGCAUAUUUCCAUAUUAUAAAGUGUCCAUUGAAAAUCGUUUUAGCAAACCCCAUGACUAUAUUAUCGCAUUAGAUGAGGGAGAAAUUGGACUACCAGACAAGUAUUUCUAUAAUAUAGAUCAAAAUGAUGAGAUUGUUAGAGGCUAUAUUUUACUGUUACGAGAUUUUGCCAUAAAUAUGGGUAUUGUAUCACAACAGGCAGAACUUUUCGCUGAUGAGAUUUUCAAUUAUGAAAAGAGAAUUGUAAAUCGCUUAGACAUCGUAAAAACAUCUGCCAGUGAACGAAAUUACAAUGAAAUUAAAACAUUGGCAGAAAUGAAAUCCAUUGCACCAUCGCUCCCAAUAAUGGAAACAUUACAGGCGCUCUUUCCAAACACCAAAAUAAAUGACGACACCGAAGUUUUGAUCAAGGAUGUAGAGGUAAUAAAUGAACUCUCUACUAUAGUAUCAAGCUCAGACAGAAAGUCCAUCAACAACUUUAUAAUAUGGUCCAUGGUGCGGCAAUUGCUGUCACACUUGUCCAAAGAAUACCGCAACUUGGUAGAAACUUUCGACCAUGCCGUCUAUGGACAUACUGCCACUUAUCCCAGAUGGAUGGUAUGUGCGAAAGUGGUUAAGGAUUGGUUGCCGUUUGCGGUAGAUACUUUAAAGCAGACUCAUGAAGAUCAAUUGGCCAAAAAGUUUUUACCUUCCCAUAUGAGAAAGAACAAAGGUCUGAAUAAAACAUCUGGCAAUGAUGAAUUCCUUAAACUGAUGUACUAUAGUUUAAGAAAUCAGUUGGAACAAUCGGUGAAUGAAGCCAACUGGAUUGAUAGGGAUAUGAAACGUUUUAUUAACGAAAAGCUCACCACUAUGCGUUUACAAAUUGGCAUUCCAGAAGAAGUUUUAGCCAAUAAAAGCUACAUCAAAGAUUACUAUAAUGAGUUAUUGCUCAAUAACUUGUAUUUCGUCGACCAUCUGCAAUCUAUAUGGAGUUUCCGUAAAGCUCGCAUGGAAGAAAAAUUAAAAGCUUUAACGAUAAUUGACACGAUUAUUUCGGAAAUGUACGCAGCCGAAGAACCUCCUACAGUGGCCUACUCGAAUAUGCUUAAUAUGUUGGUGAUUUCGCGCAGCAUAUCCUCAUCACAUUAUUACGAUUAUCGUUAUCCUGUGGCUGUGAAUUUUGCGCGCAUAGGCUCAGACAUACUGGAAGUUCUAAUGGAUGCGAUUUCCACAUUCGUGGAACAAUUCAAAGUCGAUAACAGAUACGAAAUGCAAAGCAAUUUAGAUAUGGCUAAAGUUGAUAUUGAGUGUAUAACCGCCGACGAAGAUGAUAAAGAAGACUUGCAAGAACUUUCAUCACACUCUCUAAAAAGUUUUCACAUCACUUUAAGUGCAGCCAAAAUAACGGCCAAAGCCUUAAGCUCUUUUCUUACAGCCAUUGAUGAGGCUUCGCCUAUUGUCGGGGCCUCAUUUGAUCAAGUUCAUACCUAUGAGAGUCUUAAGCUAACGGAACGUUUACGCAUACCCGGUCUAAGGUCAUUCAAUGAGAAUGAACUUUUCACUUUAGCCUAUAUGCAGAAACAUUGCAGUACAUCGAUAGCGGAUAAGGAUUAUGCCAAGAUAAAACCUCAUGUGGAGCAGCAAUUGGCUGAAAGAUACUUAUUCAAUGCAACUUGGAAUCAUAUACAAUAUUUACCCCUGUCCUCUAGUUGCCAUGUACCACCUGUACGAUGCUCAAAUAUUCUUUAAUUUAUAGUCAACUAGGAAUUAAUUCAUGCGUCUUUCCCAAUAACAAAAACAACAAGACUCACUUGCCAGAAUUAUAAUUUUUCCAUAGUAUAUAGAACUUUGAAAUAUUUUUAAACAUACACAUUUACUCCGUCACAUUACGCUCUGUAAACUUUCCGACAUUUUAGCCACGUAGAUUAAGUCAAUUUUUCUUAAGUAUUUCUUUUAACUAUCACAAUUCACCAUUUACCACUUAACGGACAUUACAGCAGAAAAGAAAAGCUCUAGUUUUACUGAAGAUGAUGUAACGAUGAAUAGUUUUUAGAGACCACAAUGAAAUUUUGUUAACUAUUCCGUAGGUAUAUAGAAUGUAUAAAAAUACGACUUACAAUCAAA